Anopheles merus is the source of this 2106-nucleotide messenger RNA. RefSeq names its product leucine carboxyl methyltransferase 1. Lineage: Eukaryota; Metazoa; Arthropoda; Insecta; Diptera; Culicidae. The coding region runs from base 147 to 1130 and encodes 327 amino acids. Gene Ontology annotation, biological process: C-terminal protein methylation. The transcript has 6 exons. Gene Ontology annotation, molecular function: protein C-terminal leucine carboxyl O-methyltransferase activity. Gene Ontology annotation, cellular component: cytosol. The record is from RefSeq and is a predicted model, not a curated record.
ACUGUCAACAAAAAAUCAUCCUCCUUCGCAGAACCAAAGUUUUCUAUUUGUGUCUCGUGAAAAAUACUCAAAAAGGCGGAGAUCCUUCCGCAGGAUACAGCAGACCCCGAUCAGGACCGACCGAGCAAAAGGUGAACGCCGAGAAAAUGGAACCACCGAGUUUCCACCCGUGCGACGAAGCCGUCAUCUCCACCAACGAUGACGCGAGCAACUGCAAACGGUCCGCGGUGAAGCUGGGCUACUGGAAGGACGACUACAUCGCGCACUUUGUGCGCAACCCGGAUCGCAAGGCGCCCGAAAUAAACCGGGGCUACUAUGCCCGCGUCAAGGGUAUAGAGAUGUGCAUUGAAAAGUUUUUCAAGAAAACCGGAGACAAAUGCCAAAUCGUGAAUCUGGGCUGCGGCUUCGACACGCUGUACUGGAGGUUGCGGGAGGCCGGCCACAUGGUGACCAACUUCGUCGAGCUCGACUUCCCCAACGUUACCUCCCGCAAAUGUUACCAAAUCAAGCGAAACAAAGUGUUGCUUGAGAAAAUCCACGUCGAAGAUGGGGAAGUGCGCCUCAGCCCGACCGAUCUCCACUCUACCAACUACCACAUAGUGGGCGUGGACCUGCGCAACAUCGAGGAGGUGGCACUGAAGCUGCAGCAGUCCGAGAUCGACUACAGCGUGCCGACCAUCUUCCUCGCCGAGUGUGUGCUGGUGUACAUUGAGCCGCAGAACUGCCACAAUCUGCUGAAAUGGUUCGCGGCCAACUUCAAGACGGCCGCGUUCGUCAACUACGAGCAGGUCAACAUGAACGAUCGGUUCGGCGAGGUGAUGCUGAACAACCUGCGGCAGCGGGGCUGCAGCUUAGCCGGCGUCGAUUCAUGCGUAUCGCUCGACGCACAGAUUUCCAGAUUUCUGCAAUGCAACUGGCACGGUGCCAGGGCGUGGGAUAUGGUGCAGAUCUACCACAGCAUUCCCGCGUCGGAGCGCGCACGAACCGAACGGAUCGAGAUGCUGGACGAGGCGGAGCUGCUGGUGCAGCUGUUUCAACACUACUGCAUCUCGAUCGCCUGGAUAGGGGACCUGUUUCAGGACGUGGAGAUUACGGUGGAAAAGCAGCUUUCUUCGCUGAACAUAGACUAAACGCACGCGCUGCAGCAACAACAACAACAGGAUGAACAUUUUAAAAAGCCCCACCACACAUAUUAACGAUCGGAACUAAAAACAAAACGCCGAACCCCCUACAACCACCCUUCCAUCCUCUUUAUCCCCCUUUACCUCAGCACGUGGCGGUAGCGUCAACUUCUACAAUCAACUCUUUGUAAGAAUGAAAACACAACCGUAACGAUCUUUAGCACCUUUGAAUCGUAUUUUAAGCGUUUGUUGCACACGGUUCGUAUUAUUCGUAUCGGCCCCCCUUGCCCUACCUUACCCUUCUUAGGGCCAAUGGAACACGGCCGGACCGAUAGGACAGUCUCUACACGUUCAUUAAAGUGUGUGUACGUGUGUUGGUGGGUGACACACUCCACCACUCUUGCCCCUGAUGUCAUUCAUACCGUUGUAUCUCUGAUGUAGCAUAGUUUUCAACAACGAAAAGCAGCCAAAAAAUACCAUUCACCUCCUUUUUCAUCCCAUUAAUUGCCCUCCCCUCCCCAGCACCGGAAAAGAGACUGCACUGGCUGGUUCGUGGGAUUUUUUUUUGUAGAUAGGUUGGUAUAACAAAUUGGACAUCAUCUGCGCACACAGUCAAAUACAUCGAAUUUCUCGAAACAACUCGUUAAAUUUAAUAGAAAUCUAACGGAGUGGUGAUCCCGUGUUUAAAGCCCAUCCCUUCCAACAGCCCCAAAACCCCCCAUUUAAUAUUAUGAGCCAAGCAUCGGUCCCCCACCAAUACCUUCUGUACCCGCUGCAAUGUGGCAGUACAAAGAUGGCAGAAAAAAGGCAUUGGAAGUUUGUAGCCAAAAAAAAAAAACAUACAAAAUACAAGAAAACCUAAAAAUACAAAAAUCAGGAUCGAAACGUAGCAGGGUUCGGAAUUGGUCUCAUGUGUUCCUUACAUAGCAUUGUGUCUGCGAAUGUUGUGUUAUUAUUUAUUUUAAAUAAAGUAAUCUAAAUCAAA